Messenger RNA from Sphaeroforma arctica JP610, 2528 nucleotides. RefSeq lists its product as hypothetical. Lineage: Eukaryota; Ichthyosporea; Ichthyophonida. The record is from RefSeq and is a predicted model, not a curated record. Gene Ontology annotation, biological process: amino acid metabolic process. Bases 240 to 2528 code for a protein of 762 amino acids. The transcript has 16 exons. Gene Ontology annotation, molecular function: aminoacylase activity. Gene Ontology annotation, cellular component: cytoplasm.
UGAAUUUCAACUCGAGACUGUGGGAACGCUAUGUGGGCUGCAUCGUGGAUCAUGGAUUCAAAUUGAAUUGACGUUAGGUGGGGCGGAGACGAAACGCUUAUAGGCAUACUUUGAUAUAGAUGUGAUUGACACUAUCUUCACUCUGCUAACGAGAGACCGACCAAGCAGUCAUUACAGUAUACACUGUUAUUCAAGCUUGAAUGCGUGUUGUCGCAUUUUGUUAACUGCUUAAGCCAAUCAUGAGUGAUGAUGAAUCCAAUGGCUCUGCGGCUGCUGAUUUGGUCCACGACGGCAGUUCAGAGAGAUAUUCGCCAGAAGAGGACCUGCAAAUGGCCCGCGCAUGGGUGGAGGUCGCUACGAAUCCUAAGUUUAAUUGUACUGGGUCGUUAGACUUCUGGGCCCAUGUGUAUGAGGAACAUUUGGAUCUGUGUUGGGAAAAUCGUGUGCAUGUCGAAUCAAAAGGAGCGGAGGAUGUCAGAAUGCGCUUUGCCCACCAAGCGAAAGAAAUUGAUCUGUUUCAUGCGGUGUGGGAGAAGCUCAAGUCAAUCGACAGCGAUGGAGACUUUGACUUUGAAAGCGCAGAGAUGUUGGAAAACCGUAAACGUCAAACAACGCGAAUGUGGUUCGCCACCAAGCUGUUUAACUAUCGCACCGAAAUGUACAACGAGAAGAUGGAGAGACUCGCCGCUGAGGGGAAGCAUGCCGAAGCGGCAAAGCUGGAGAAACCCGAAUUCCUUGUGCAAAAUAACAACAUAGAGGCGUCUGUGAGAGAUGUAUGGGAGCUGCUCAUUGAGAUUCCUGAAUUCUUUGCGUUGUUCACUGAUAUGGACUAUGAAGGUGAUUGGACGCCGACCAAAUUCUUGUAUGGCGAUCACUCGGCUGAUACAAGCGCACUAAUAGAGGAGAGUGGUGAGGACGACCAAUUCACUUCACAUAACAGUCGCGAACAGUCACAGGCAAGAGACGUUCGCUCCAUCCACAACGACGGAAUUGCUAACACACAACCCCACCCCACGCACAAAAACGGGACGGGCAGAGGACUGGCCAGUGCGGAUGUAACGGAGUUAUACUUCCUUAACAAAGAAAGGUUGGAGGCACUGUCGUAUUUCCAAGAGAGUGACCCCGGUUACCAUGAGAGGUGCAUGUCGGUGUAUACGAAGAAAUUGGUGGGUGACGUUUUUGACGAAAGGCCUGUGAGGACCGAAUUGCCCAACGCAAAUGCUCCACCGCAACCGUCGCAACCGGACCCGUUGCCCCAAAUCACAGUCACCAACUCACUCAAAAACGCCACAGAUGACACGUCACAGGCGUGGGCUUUACUGCCGGACACCGCAGAUGAGGAUGUGGCCGUGACUGCGCUCCGAAAUUACCUUCGAAUCUCUCCAAUUCACAAAUACACAAAACUGUCCCGAUUUCUGAGGAGGGAAGCGGAUCGUAUUGGUCUACAGUAUGCAGAAUACGAACCAGUGCCAGGGCAACCAGUGAUUGUACUGACACUACUGGGACGAGACCCCUCUCAAGAGAGUGUGCUUCUGAACUCGCACACAGAUACGGGUACUUUAGAUGCGCAGAGUAAGCGAUGGACACACCCGCCCUAUGUCGCACACAAGGACAGUCAGGGACGUAUCUACGCCCAUGGAGCUCAGGAUAAGAAGUGUGUGGGUAUGCAAUACCUGCACGCACUAGCACGAAUACUGAGCAACCAUAGGCAAGCAUCCACCACACCACUAUUCCAUCGCACUCUGCACCUGUCCUAUGUUUCCGGACUAGAAGUGGGGGGUGGUGAAGUGAUGGCCAAUUUCGUCGAUUCCGAGGCCUUUAAUAGGCUUGGUGUAGGGUUUGCGCUGGAUGCAGGGUUGGCAUGUGCGAGUACGGCGUGUGAUGUGUAUGUGGGUGAGAGAGCACCGUACUGGCUUACGCUCACUGCCCACGGAACACCAGGACAUGGAUCUGUGACCACUCAGAAAACGGCACCGUUACGCCUCAACGCGGUCAUCAACCGAUUCCUGGAAGUCCGAAGUUCGGAAGCGGAGCGUAUGCAGUCACAUGGCCUUAGUGUGGGCGAUGUAAUGUCCAUCAAUCUUACUAUGGUACAUUGCGGGGUGCAACACAACGCUAUACCGGCCACAGCCUCUGCUGGAUUUGAUAUACGCGCACCUCCCAGCCGAACCCAAGCGGAUGUGCACACACUGGUGGAAAGCCUUCUGGAAGAAGGGGUGACGGUGGACUAUGUCUUGGACACAGCCAUGAACAACGUGACAACUGCCGAUGAUAGCUCUCCGUGGUGGACUGUGUUCGCAGAGGCAUGCAACAACGCAGCCGUCAAGCUAAAUGACCCCGGGAUCUUCCCUGCUGGGACGGAUGCCCGAUUUCUGAGAAGCAAAGGGAUCCCUACAAUCGGCUUCUCCCCCAUCAACAAUACCAUCGCAGCACCACCGGAGCAGGACGAGUACAUAGACGAGCAGAUCUACCUAAGAGGUGUGACGGCGUUCGAGCACAUUUUUGCUGCGCUUGGAGAUAUGGUGUAA